AUGCCCUCCUAUCCAGAGGACCUAUUGGUUUGCCUUGAUUCGGGUGCGCGCAACCACAUGUCUUCCCAAAAAGAGCUUUUCACAAAUACAACGCCUUAUCGAAAGAAGAUCUGGGGCCUCGGCGGUGGGAGCGCCAUCUCUGAGUUUAAGGGGACAAUGACAUUCACAGUUCAGUCGGCAGGUGGAUUCCAAACUCUUGAGUUUCACGAUACUUUAUAUUUCUCUCCGGAUGUUGAGCCUGAGGAGGUUAUCCCUAAUUUGAUAUCUGUCUCUCGGCUCUUCAAACAAUAUCCCAAUGCCCGGCUUCUGUUCACUACUGAAGGUUGUUCGGUUGAGAUGAAUCAAGGCCAGGGACAAGUCAUUUAUAUUCCUGUAAAAGGGGGAGAUUACAAUUUUGUGAUGGUCAAGGAAAUCCCGGCUCCCGAGCAAGGCCACCAUCACCAUGAGGAUAAAGGGGAUCGCAAGAAGUGCAAGGAGUGCAAGGAAUACAAAGAUCGCAAAAAGUGCAAGAAGUGCAAGAAAUCGCAAGAGGUGCAAGAGAUGCAGGAGGUGCAAGGAGUGCAGCAUUUGAAGGAUGUCAAGGACAAAUCGAGAUGA
Molecule: messenger RNA, 597 nt
Organism: Penicillium malachiteum
Lineage: Eukaryota; Fungi; Ascomycota; Eurotiomycetes; Eurotiales; Aspergillaceae
Exons: 2
Coding region: 1-597 (198 amino acids)
Source: RefSeq, a predicted model, not a curated record